Punica granatum (pomegranate) is the source of this 801-nucleotide messenger RNA. NCBI's taxonomy places the organism in Eukaryota, Viridiplantae, Streptophyta, Magnoliopsida, Myrtales, Lythraceae. The record is from RefSeq and is a predicted model, not a curated record.
AUGGCGGAAGAGGACCAAGUUGAUGUCUCCGAGGAAGUUAACCCACCGGCCCCAGCUCAUUCUCAACCGCCCCCGACACAUGCUCCUCCGCCUCCGACUCCUGCAGGCAUACUUCCUGUGUAUUCAGGCGCCCCUCCGACACAUCUCCCGCCCCCGACGUCUUCAGGGGCACCCUUUCCACGAGUCUCACUGACGUCAUCCGCCUCCGACGACCAAGCCCGCAUCACAGCACUUGAGGGCACUGUUAACCAAUUGGGUGCAAGCAUGACCGCCAACAUGGCAGAACUGUUCACCCUACUCAGAGGACCGAACCGCGCAUCCUCGAGCUCCACACCUCCAUCGGGACAAGGGCCAACAGUCGAUCCGACCCCUUGGAUUCUGCCAACCCAAGCUCCGGAAAACACUGAUGCUCCCGCGCCACCAACACUGCGUAAGUCCACGGUUCACCCUUUCACCAGUCCAUUUCCUCCGCCACCGGCCCCCACGGCCGUCCCUCUUCCACCGGCGGCAUUCUUGUCUUCGAAACAGGCCCUGUCCGCACCCCCACCUAUCUCUAAGCCGGCCCCAGCCACAGUCUAUACCGUACCUCCGCCGAUGGUUUUCCCGGCAUCAAGUGCACCCGCUCCGACCCAUCUCCAAGCCGCGGAGCUUCCUCCGUAUCCAUCUCUACAACCCCACGUCGGCCUUUCCUACCAAGCGCCGCCUCCUAUAAACACCACCUUCCUCGAACCUGGCACGCCAUACCACGCGGCCCAGUUUGCUUCGCCGACGCACUUUCUUCCCGAGGUCGACACCGAGUAG